GGGAGGGACGUCACUUUUUAUUGACAAGAUAAACGAGGGAAGGAGGAUGUGAUUGAAGCACUGGAAGCUGCAGGAGUUUUUAGGAGCUGUCCAGAUGCUGAAAGAGCAUCAAGCAGCCUUUCAAUUAGUAAUAAGAUCUGGUGGCUCUGCAGGAACUGAUGUAAUUUUUAACACUAGUUGAAAAUAAACUAUUCAUCCGUUACGUGUGACCUAAAGCUUCAGCCUGAACAUUUGAUGUUGUUAAUUUUAGGCGGUGGUUUCCUGAACCGAAGGAGCGAGAAAAGGAAAUUGCUCUCUUAAAGGCUGGUUCACUACAAACCAAUGCUGUAUUCACGUCCCUCGGUGCUUAUUUAUUUUCUGUUAGAGGGUGUUAAAACCAGUGUGGACCAAAAUAACGAUCCGUCCAGCCAUAGAUCAAUAGCUUGAAUCUGCAACGAGUGUCAUUCGCAGCCCUGCAUGUAGGAGAAUGCAGGCAGGAGGGGUGGAGUUCACUGCUUUUACUUUUCAAACGCUCCUCUGGCAGAAGAGCUCAUUCUUUCCCUGGAAAACAGCGGAGUUGGCGCUGAUGCGUCCUGGCAUGUGAUCCCACUUUUUUUUUUGUUUUUUGUUUUUUUUUUAAGUCAAAUCUAUCGCCUCGCCGCUGCAGCCUCCCGUUCAACUUUCCAUGCUGUUGCCCGUCCUCAGAUGGACAGCACUUAGGAGGUUUGAUUGGACCUUAUCCGCUCUCGCUCCCUCGUCCGCUGCGCUCCGGCUCUCCGCCCUCGGCUCUUCAGGUUCAGAGGGAGUCGGCCUGGGUCUCCCGCACCCAUGGAGGGAGACGUUAUGGACAAAGUGGAGGCCACGGCGACAGUCCGUGACUUCGACCCCAUCAGUGGGAGCAUCCCGGCCACUAAAGUGGAGAUCACCGUGUCAUGCAGGAACCUCUUGGACCGAGACACUUUCUCCAAAUCUGACCCAUUGGUCGUGUUGUACACCCAGGGUGUGGAGUCCAAACAGUGGAGAGAGUUUGGCAGAACAGAGGUGAUAGACAACACGCUAAACCCAGACUUUGUCAGGAAGUACAUCCUGGACUACUUCUUUGAGGAGAAGCAGAACCUGCGCUUUGACGUGUAUGAUAUUGACUCUAAAAGUCCAGAUCUGGCAAAGCAUCCACCCGACUUUAACGACUUCCUGGGACAGGUCCACUGUACACUGGGAGAGAUUGUGGGCUCACCUGCCAGUCGGCUGGAGAAACCUUUGGGUGGCAUACCUGGGAAGAAAUGUGGGACCAUUAUCUUGUCUGCUGAGGAGCUGGGAAACUGCAGAGAUUACGCCACCAUGCAAUUCUGUGCCAACAAACUGGACAAAAAGGACUUCUUUGGAAAGUCAGACCCCUUCAUGGUCUUCUACAGAAGCAACGAGGACGGCACGUUCACCAUCUGCCACAAGACUGAGGUGGUGAAGAACACGCUGAACCCUGUGUGGCAGCCCUUCUCCAUCCCUGUCAGAGCGCUCUGCAACGGGGACUAUGACAGAACGAUCAAAGUAGAAGUGUAUGACUGGGACAGAGACGGGAGCCACGAUUUCAUUGGAGAAUUCACCACCAGCUACAAAGAGCUGUGUCGGGGUCAGAGCCAGUUAAACAUCUAUGAGGUGGUGAAUGCCAAGAAGAAAAUAAAGAAAAAGAGAUACAUCAACUCUGGGACGGUGUCCUUGUUGUCAUUCAACGUGGAGUCAGAGCACACCUUCUUGGAUUACAUCAAAGGAGGGACUCAGAUUCACUUCACAGUGGCCAUUGAUUUCACUGCAUCAAACGGAAAUCCGUCCCAGUCUACUUCACUGCACUACAUGAACCCAUACCAGAUGAAUGCCUAUGCCAUGGCCCUCAAGGCCGUGGGAGAGAUCAUCCAGGACUAUGACAGCGAUAAGAUGUUCCCUGCGCUGGGAUUCGGUGCUAAGCUGCCCCCAGAUGGGAGGGUCUCACAUGAGUUCCCUCUGAAUGGCAACAUUGAGAACCCGUACUGUAACGGCAUGGAGGGGAUUCUCGAAGCUUACCAUCAAAGCCUUAAGACGGUUCAGCUGUAUGGACCCACCAACUUCGCCCCUGUUGUUAAUCAUGUGGCAAGGUAUGCAGCUGCGGUUCAGGAUGGAUCUCAGUACUUUGUCCUGCUCAUCAUCACUGAUGGCGUCAUAUCAGACAUGGCUCAGACCAAGGAGGCCAUAGUGAAUGCAGCUAAACUCCCCAUGUCUGUCAUCAUUGUUGGAGUUGGUCAAGCUGAGUUUGAUGCCAUGGUCGAGCUGGAUGGUGAUGACAUCAGGAUCUCCUCACGGGGGAAGUUGGCAGAGAGAGACAUUGUACAGUUUGUCCCGUUCAGAGACUACAUGGACCGCACAGGUAACCAUGUGCUGAGCAUGGCGAGGCUGGCUAAAGACGUACUGGCUGAGAUCCCUGACCAGCUGAUCUCCUACAUGAAGAGCAGAGGCAUUAAACCCAACCCAAUCCCACCAGCUUACUCCCCUGGCGACCUCCCCCAGACCAACCCCGUCUGAGCCCCCUUCCCCACACACAGCUCUGCAUUGGGGUUGGGCAAGUUUGGGAUUGAUUGGAACCCGCCUCCACCAACCGUCCUUAGAAGGGGAAAAUGGAAUCGCUUUCGAGGCCCUUUCGUAAAUAUUAAUCCGGCUAAACAAAAAGAUGAUGAGACUCCAUUGUGGUUUUUGGAGCACUAAGACUGUUUUGGGGGAACGUGCUGAUGAUGAUGAUCAGGGAGUUUUUCUCUCUCUCAGUGCUUGAGGAUGAGAGCGCUGAGAGGAGCCCGGUGUAGAGGGAGGUUUUAGUCGUUCGCUGUCAAACCUGUCAAAGUGGUGAUGUAAUGGAUAGCAAGUAAACCCAUAGAGAGGGCCUGUUUGAAGGCAUACAUAUAUUAGAAUGUGCCAGUGUGUAUCAUGUUUGUGAUACCUUUUGGAGUUGAUGUGUGUUAUACUAGGAGAUCAUGUGUAUACUUAUUUAUUUAUUUAUUGCCGAAAUAAUUUAUUCCUUUGAGGGGGUUUUAAAGGGUGGGGAUUAAAGUCAUAUUUCCCCAGUAGUUUUCCAUCUUAUAUUUUGUGACAAGUGUAAUAAAAAAAAUCCCCAUUUCUACUUUGAUAAGGACUGUAAUAUAAAAGCAUGUGAUGAAACCUAUUCAGCAGUUUAUGAAUCAUUUUCAGUGAUGGAUAAUUUUUGAUUGCAAGCUGUAAUGUAGAUGACCUGCUGUGAGCUGUUGCCAUACUAAUUUUCCAGCACCACGUCUUAUACAUAUUUCUAGUAUUUAUAUUAACAGAAUGCACUAAUUACUGUCCAAAUAAAAAGCACAAAGGUUAUAAUGUUAAUAAGCUGAAAACCACUAUUUUGAAAGAACCAACAGCUCCCACAAUGAAAAUAAUGGAAAGGACCACACAAUAUGUUUUUAACGUGGUGUUAAUAUGGUCUUCCACCAUCAUUUUAAACAGGAUAACAGUAUAUUUAUAAGAAAACCAUUAUACUGUUGUAUUAAAAUGAACCUGUAUUUAUCAUAAAAAACAGUAUGUUUACAGAAAAACAGAUGAAUAAUUCAAAGCACCCACUUGCUCCCCCUGUUAGUAUGCAGACAGGUUAAUUAUACUGCUUAAGUCAUGCUGCCAAAUCCCAUUUGUUAUCUUGCUGUUUAUGCUUCUUUCCAUUAUAUUUGUUGUGGUUAUGGUUUAUUUUCUGGGAUUUUGCCCAGUACUUUUAAAGGACCCUACAAAUAAACUUUUGAAAGACUGAUGUCAGCUAAUAGCCACUUUCUUUUUCCUCCUUAAAUUGAUUUGUUUUCCCAGUAUGAAAACUGAACAAUCACAAAUCUUGCAACAGAAUAUGAGAUAUUUGGGUGUUGAAUGUUUUUUAAAGUGAUUUAAAGAAAACAUCAAAGUGAUUGCACAAAACAAGAAUGGUUACAAGUCCAUUUGUUCUGAGUCAGUCAGUGUCUUACAUGUGCAUCGUGUCCUCUGUGUUUUACUUUUUCAAAUUUAAAACAUCAAGUGUUCCCAGACAGCCCAUUUUAUAACAAAACAUUGGGAUAUUGUUUUAAUACCUAAGACUUUCACUAUUUUAUUUUACAAUUUAAUUCAAGUCACUGCAUUUCCUUUUAGUGACUGUAUAUAAAUUUUUAAAAGACAGUUACAGCCAUUGUGGCCCAGUUGUGUGCAUCCUAAGUUUUCUAUUUAUAAUGGCCGUUGUUUUCACUAGCAUCUCUCAGUCACUCAAUUUCUCGAUCCAAAUGUGCCUAUUAUAUGGAAACAUAUCCAAAUUCUGUUACCCAGGUGUUACUCUGCCAGCAGCAGCAGGUCUCAUGUUUAAGAUGUACACACAGAAAACGUUGGUGAUGAUAAAACUGUUGCAAGAUUAGGACUAUAACAGCCUCAGUGGCUGAUGCGCACUGUCUCAACCAGUGUUGUGUACUUUUUAUACUUACAGCUCUUCACUAAUGAUCUUUGAAGUAAUGAGAGUUAACAGUGUCGCUGAGCCUUCUUGUACAAUAUUCAAAGUCAAGACUUGUUUACAAUUCAUCUGUGGCUAUUUACAUUGCCUCAAGGAAAAAGUAAACAUUCAUGGGUUUCAUUAAGAGAUGAAUUUAUUUUUGAUCUGUUGUGUUAUUUAGUCUUGCUUUGUACUUACAGAGUUUCUUUGAAUGACACUGGAGAACUAACGUUUACAAAGAUUUGUUGUGUUGUCCUCUGAGAAUGUGAAGCUCUUAUUUCUUGCCGUUGUUAUACUUUGUCUUGUGUUUACGUAAUUCAUGUUGCUUUACGAUCUUUGUAAUCUGUUUUAUGGUCUUUGACUCCCACUGCUUUAGUGCUCUCAGAGAGCAGAUAGUCUGAUGAUGUAGCAAAAACUCAGUCCAGAGGCAGUGAACUCCUUCUGUCAUCGGCCCGGCUCCAUAUUUCUUUUUCUUUCUCUUUUUUUUUUCUGUUUUAAUUUUUCAGUGGUGAUGACGUUUCUCCCUCAGAAGACAAAGCAGCUUUUAAUCUGCUGCCAAAUUCUCUUGUUCAUCAGAACUGAAAUGAGGCCAUUAAGUUUACUUACAUAACGCUCAUAAAUACCAGUAUACCUCUACAGAAAGCCAUUCAAGCCAAAAAGAAAUAAUUAAUAUACACUGAGUACAUUUGUUAUUAGAUAUAUUUAAGUAUUAUGACUUACUAAUUAAAAUAUCAAAUAUCUGAUAUAUUUACUUUGCAAGUAAUCUCUUUAAACUCUACUUUUCAAAGUGAUUUGAAUUAUUUUCACAUUUUUAAUUUCAAAUCAAUUACACGGUACUCAUUACUCAGAAAAUUAACUUAGGAAAGUUCAUCAUUUAGGAGGCAUGUUGCCCACUGAGUCAUCAUCAGCAUGCAGCUCAUAUCCUGAGUGCGAUGGCAAAUGUCUGAGAAAAGAGGACAUGAAAACAUGAAGGGUAGGUGGGGUCGUAUGUUGUGUGCACAUUUCAAACAUAUUUCAUCUCAUUAACAUUGCUCAAAAAUCAGUUAAGGUAGGUUAAAAUGGCUUUUUGGCUGUUGUACUAAAAUUACAAUAAACUGUACUGUUUUUUCCCCCCUGAGGCCUGUUUCAAAAUCUACUACUAUUCCCAGUACUAAACAAAUAAUAAAUAGAUAUGAAAUGAGCACAGUAAUGACACUUAUGCAAUUGUGAAACAUUGAAUUGUUAUGAAAUAUAAUUUUCAGUCUAGAAGAUGUCUUUCCAACAGCACAAUUAUUUAUUUUCUCUUGGUGGAAAUGGCUUUGAUUAUCCCUUCAUUUUGAUUUUUCUCUGAGGCUGAAACCUAAUUAUGUACAUAAGCCCCGUAUAAAGACUAUUCAGUGCCAAAAUAUGUUCCGAUGAACUUGGCCUCUUUAGACAAUGUGCAUGUUUGUGCCAAAAUGGCAGGAAGUUUGGUAAUCUGCCUUCAUUUCACCUGAUUAGUGCAUCUCCCAUGUGCUUUGUUUGUUAUUUCCGAUGUUAUUUAGAAAUAACAGCCACUUCUAGCAUGUUGUAUCUCUGGGUUCUUUCCAUUCUGUUCCUAUGAGACACAUACUGUAUGGGUUCUUCUUGCCACUACUCCUGUUUUAUCCCAGGUUGUUUACAUACCUCUCUUGGUCUCUGACUUGCAUGCUGAAUAAUUUCCAAACCAGGUGUUGGACAUGAUAUUGUCGUCAUACUGUGGUUUGUGAAAUGCUUUGUAAUGGAUUGCCUUAACUCAAGAUUAAUAAAAUAUUGACAACUUUG
Lates calcarifer (barramundi perch) is the source of this 6238-nucleotide messenger RNA. It is a transcript of the gene cpne5a, whose product is annotated as copine Va. Gene Ontology annotation, cellular component: plasma membrane. NCBI's taxonomy places the organism in Eukaryota, Metazoa, Chordata, Actinopteri, Centropomidae. The record is from RefSeq and is a predicted model, not a curated record. Bases 808 to 2529 code for a protein of 573 amino acids. Gene Ontology annotation, biological process: cellular response to calcium ion. The transcript has 21 exons. Gene Ontology annotation, molecular function: calcium-dependent phospholipid binding.